AUGGCCAGCUCGUCCAGACCAUUUUCGGCAGCCCGGCCGAAACGCGCAGGGGACCAUUUCACACGAACCCACCACCUGGACGCAGAUGAACCCUCCGCGAAGAAACCUCGCUUCGACCCGCGAAACCCCUCUACCUUAGCGCCCGACAAUGACGAUGAAGAGGAUCCGACGUUGGAAGCCGAUGUGAUUGGCAAGGGCGGCGCCGGCGUAAAGCGCAAUGCUGUGAACAUCGAUGGCUACGACUCGGAUAGCUCUACAGAAAACUUUGACACUCGUGCGGAAGCUAGGAACAAAAAAUAUGCUCCUCCCAAAGAUGAAGACGAUGAUGAUGACAUGUUCGCGGAGGACCAGAAAGACAAUGAACAAGACGAAGAUACACGGCGCGGAGAUAAGAAGAAGAAACAGUUGCGCUUUCUUGAUAGCCAUGAAAUAGAAGGGCAGGAGGAAUCUAGCAAGGGAGGAGGACAUGUUGCAGUCGAUUUUCACGCAGAGAACCGCAUGGAAACAGAAGAGGUAGAGAGUAGCAGCGAGGAAGGCGACGAUGAAGAGCGCGAUGCGCUCGAUCCUGGCAUGGAUGAGGAGAUUGGAGCAGGUGGCAAGAAGCAUCAUGCACCAAAGCUGGAUGCCUUCAACAUGAGAGCCGAACAGGAAGAAGGCCGCUUCGACGAGGCAGGGAACUACGUCCGUAAAGCAUUUGAUCCGGAAGCCGCCCAGGAUUCAUGGCUAGAAGGUGUUUCGAAGAAAGACAUCCGGAAGGCCAAAGAAGCUCACGAAAAGCUCGAAGCAGAGAGGAGAGAACGUGAGCGGCAGGAAGACUCCAUCGUAACCAGCGAUGUACUCUCUUCGUUGAUCCAGCACCUGGAAGUCGGGGAGUCACCGAUGGAAGCUCUGAUACGGCAUGGAAAAGCGGCGCCAAAGAAGAAAAAGACGAGCAACUGGAGCAAGAAGAAGAAAGACCAAGAAAUGGAUGUCGAGAUUGACCCAGCACAGGAAGCCGCGGCAGCCAAAGCCAAAGAGGCAAUCGAUACCAUAACGGAAUGCGCCAGCCGCUUGACGGAUCGCGGCGUCGAAGACAUCUACGAUCAACCCCGCGAAAUGAUUAUGCGCGCAUACAAGCGCGAGACAGGGGAGGACUGGAAGAAUCCUAAUUCUACCGAAGCUGCAUGGGAGUUUCACUGGCUGAGCGCACCAGAAGGCGCUAUCAACGGGCCCUAUGACACAGCGACUAUGCAGGCUUGGGACGAGGGCGGGCAAUUUGCGGCUGGCGCCGAGUUCCGUCGCGUAGGAGAAACAGAGUGGAGUCGUUUGCUCGACUUUGACGAUUGA
This is a messenger RNA of Didymosphaeria variabile, 1326 nucleotides long. RefSeq lists its product as uncharacterized. NCBI's taxonomy places the organism in Eukaryota, Fungi, Ascomycota, Dothideomycetes, Pleosporales, Didymosphaeriaceae. Gene Ontology annotation, cellular component: U5 snRNP. The record is from RefSeq and is a predicted model, not a curated record. The transcript has a single exon. Gene Ontology annotation, molecular function: protein binding. Bases 1 to 1326 code for a protein of 441 amino acids.